Messenger RNA from Poecilia latipinna (sailfin molly), 2078 nucleotides. RefSeq names its product UBA domain containing 1 (gene ubac1). Lineage: Eukaryota; Metazoa; Chordata; Actinopteri; Cyprinodontiformes; Poeciliidae. Gene Ontology annotation, cellular component: ubiquitin ligase complex. The transcript has 10 exons. Gene Ontology annotation, molecular function: protein binding. Bases 378 to 1640 code for a protein of 420 amino acids. The record is from RefSeq and is a predicted model, not a curated record.
UCCCAGAAUGCCCCGCCGCGAGUACAGUUGCAGUUCACAGUUCACAACAUUACAGUAAAAAUAGGAUAUUCGCUGCCAGCCGCUUAUGUGCUAAACGGCAAAAACCGGCAACUUGGCGACCGGAGAACGCGUCACUCGGUUCCCACCACACCGACAACCGGGCCAGAACCCCGAAAAAUGGGUCUGAGCUGAGCGGUGCACCCUUCCUUUCUUUCCUGUGUUGUCGUCGGAUUUACAAGCGACGGCUGGCUGGCUGGGUGCUAACGCUAGCACGCUAGCUCUCCGAGAAGAGCAGACACGGCAACAACGGCUGUCCGCCUGCCACCGUCCCCGGGCUGGUUCUCUCCGCCGCCGCCUCGGCCGCAGCAGCAGCAGCUAUGUUCGUGCAGGAGGAGAAGAUAUUCGCCGGCAAAGUGUUGAAAAUACACAUCUGCACGAUGGACGGCACGGAGUGGCUAGAGGAGGUCACGGAAGACACCACUGUUGAAAAACUGAAGGAGAGGUGCUUGAAACAUCAUGUUCAUGGAACUCUAGAAGACCCCAAAACACUUACCCAUCAUAAACUUAUACACGCUGCUACAGAAAGAGUCCUCACCGACACCAAAACUAUCGCUGAUGAAAACCUUAAAGACAAAGAUGUUUUGCUGCUCAUAAAGAAAAGACCGCCGCCAACCCCUCCCAAGAUGGCAGAUGUUAGUUCAGAUGAAAAGAAGAAACAAGAUACCAAAGCUCCAGAUAAAGAUACUAUCCUGAAGGCUACUGCCAGCCUGUCCACACGGCACACUGAGCGCACUGUUACGCAGCACAACAUCAGAGAUUUUCAAACGGAGCUUAGAAAAAUCCUGGUUUCUCUUAUUGAAGUUGCACAGAAGCUUCUUGCCUUGAACCCCGAUGCUGUUGAACUCUUCAAAAAGGCCAACGCAAUGUUAGAUGAAGAUGAGGAGGAUCAUGUGGAUGAAACGGCCCUCCAGCAGCUCACUGAGAUGGGUUUCCCUGAGAGCAGAGCCAUCAAAGCACUUAGACUCUGCCACAUGUCGGUAACCCAGGCCAUGGAGUGGCUGAUCGAACACAUAGAUGACCCCACUGUGGAUGCACCACUACCGGGACAGGACUCCUCCGGGGCAUCAGGGGCCGCAGCAGCGACGAUAACGGGCCCCUCGGCUUCAGCCUCCGCUUCAGCUAACAUUCUUUCCAACCUCUCAAGGCAAUCGAGCUCCGACGAGAGCAGCCGGCAGGACGAACUCACAGAGAUCUUCAAGAGAAUACGCAGGAAAAGGGAGUUCAGGCCAGACUCCAGGGCUGUGAUUGCAUUGAUGGAGAUGGGCUUUGAUGAAAAGGAGGUGAUUGAUGCUCUCAGAGUGAAUAAUAACCAACAAGAUGCAGCGUGCGAGUGGCUGCUGGGAGACAGGAAACCAUCUCCAGAAGAUCUAGAUAAAGGCAUCGACACCAACAGCCCUCUGUUUCAAGCGAUUCUGGAAAACCCUGUGGUCCAGUUGGGUCUAACGAAUCCCAAGACUCUGCUAGCGUUUGAAGACAUGCUGGAGAAUCCUCUGAACAGCACCCAGUGGAUGAACGACCCUGAGACCGGCCCGGUCAUGCUCCAAAUAUCCAGAAUCUUCCAGACCCUCAAUCGCACAUAGAGCCUCCUGAUUACCCUCGUGUGAUUGUUGCAGCUUGUGUGUAUGUAUGAUCAUACCAGGAAAUGUGUGUAUGGAUGUGACACAAAUAGAGUUUACUGGGGUUUUUUUUUCUUUUUUUCUGCCUUGUAAAGAAAAAGCCAGAGGAGUUAAAAGUUUGAAUUAAAAUGUUACACUAUUUAUAACAAUACAGUAAAACGCCUAUACAAAACAAAUGUUAUUAUUCUUAUUAUUAUUAUUACAGUGGUAAUAUAAAUUGAGAUUUAAUAUGUUGUUUUUACAUAAGAACAAUUUACAGAUAUGACAGACAUGAUUUAUUUUAUAUCAUUUCUCCAUGUAAAGAAAUUACAUCAGGCAUCAAUUUAAUGUUUACACUUUAAAGAACAGUUUUUGUAUGAUUUGCAAUAUUUAAAUAUAACAGUCUUCUCUGUUUCUUUAAAA